GUGACUCAUGACUCAACGCUUCUAUAUCAAACGCGUAGCCACUGUCACAUUUCAAAACUCGUGGUUGGAGUUUUGAAUGGACUGCUGGGAAUACACGACUUAUCUGUAAGGAAAAAGGGAAGGACUUUAUUUUCUGGACUCACCACGCUUGUUUAAAUUAUUUUCACUUGUGUGUGAGAAGUGAGCAGGCCUUGGACAGGAUUUUUGUUUUUGGCGAAUCGGACUGCUCUUCGUAGAAUUUCAGGAUCUCGGUGGUGCUGGCCUCCCUAGCCAAUCAAACGCGGAAAUGGCCGCUGCAGCUACCUACAGAAAAUCGUGCACCAUGUCAACCACGCUCUUCCAACCUCGCACGAAUCCAACCCGCUCAUGAUGCUACUAUGGUAGCCCCGACGCGAAUCCUACGCGCGUCAUGGUCUUCCACGCUUCGCUUGCCGAAAUCGAGCUUUCCGCCGCGUCCACUGCCUGCGACAUCCGCCGAGUAUCUGCGCCGCUGCACCGAUGACCUGUACUCAUGGCAACGGAGCUCACGUUCGAAGCCUGGUCCUGACGGAAACAUCCCCGAUACAUUCGUACUGCACGAUGGACCGCCUUACGCAAACGGACCGCUUCAUAUCGGUCAUGCGCUGAACAAGAUCACAAAGGACAUUAUCUGUAGAUUCCAGGUCAGCAAAGGCAAGAAAGUGAGCUACAUCCCUGGAUGGGACUGCCAUGGCUUGCCCAUCGAAAUCAAGGCACUACAGGCGCAGCAGAAGGAUCUCGCGGAUACAGACCCUGUGAGCGUACGCAAAGCUGCACGACAAUUGGCUACCGAUACGAUUGAAUUGCAAAAGGAAGGCUUCAAAGGAUGGGCAGUAAUGGGUGAUUGGGACAAUGCCUAUCAGACCAUGGAAAGGGGGUUUGAAAUUCGACAACUGGAAGUGUUCAAGAAGAUGUUUGAGAAAGGCCUAAUCUAUCGACAAUUUAAACCUGUCUAUUGGUCGCCGUCUUCGAGAACGGCUCUGGCGGAGGCUGAGCUGGAAUAUGAUGAGAAUCACAAAAGCUUGGCGGCAUAUAUUACAUAUCCGGUUCAAUUGGCAGAGGAGCUGCGCUCUGGCCCGCUAAGCAGUAUUCAAGAGCCACUCAACGUCAUCAUCUGGACUACGACCCCCUGGACUUUGCCUGCUAAUAAGGCUAUCGCAGUGCAUAAUGAUAUGGAAUACUGUGUGAUACGCUAUAACACAAAUAGUCCUGAGGCUACUAUAAUCGCGGCUUCCCGGGUUGAUGAGUUCCAGAAGAUGCUAACGGAGCCUGUGGAAGUUAUCUUGUCUGGAUUACGUGGCUCUGAUCUAGCCGGGAAACUCUCUUAUGAGAAUCCGUUCCGAAAAGCGGACGGCCUCCAGAAAAUUAUCCAUGCCGACUUCGUAACAGACUCUUCGGGAACAGGGCUCGUUCAUAUGGCACCAGGACACGGCAUGGAUGAUUAUCAAGUAUGCUUGACCUUGGGCAUCGAAGCAUUCGCGCCCGUGGACGACGCAGGAACUUUUACCAAAGACGCUUUUCCGGAUCAGCCGGAACUUCUCGAGGGCCUUCCAGUUACCGACAUCAAGAAAUCCGGAAGCAAUGCCGUUUUGAAAUAUCUUAAAACCCUGGACCUUGUGCGUGCAAAACACAAUUAUCGCCACAAGUACCCCAUCGAUUGGAGGACUAAGCAACCAGUCAUCACACGAGCCACUGCCCAAUGGUUCGCCAACGCCGAAAAUAUCAAAAAAGAUGCCAUGAAGGCUAUGGAACACGUGAAAUUUCUCCCUGAGACUGGCCGCCCACGCCUGGAGAGCUUUAUUCAAGGCCGCAGCCAAUGGUGCAUCUCACGUCAACGUGCCUGGGGUGUGCCCAUCCCAGCAGUAUACAAGGUCUUGGAAGAUGGCCAACUUGAAGCAGUUAUGGACUCCCAGACUAUCGAACACAUUAUGGAUGUUAUCAAGGAACGAGGUAUCGACGCAUGGUGGACGGAUGCACCAGACGACAGGGCGUGGACACCGAAGCAUCUAAACGGUAACUACGUCCGUGGAAAAGAUACUAUGGACGUAUGGUUUGAUAGUGGGACAAGCUGGACGUUGCUUCCACCUAAGCAAGAUGAGCCCGUUGCCGACGUAUAUCUCGAAGGAACCGAUCAGCAUCGAGGAUGGUUCCAGUCGUCGCUUCUAACCUAUGUCUCCACGCUAUCUUCUGAUAACCACCAAAUCAAGGCUCCAUACAAGACCCUUAUCACCCACGGUUUCACUCUUGAUUCUGAGGGUCGCAAAAUGAGCAAGAGUCUUGGAAAUGUAGUCGCACCCUCACAGAUCAUGUCGGGCGAAUUACUUCCACCCGUAAAACGAAAGAAACAGAAAGGUGUGAAAACGGAGCAGCCCAAGAACGCCAGCCCAACAUACGAUGGUAUGGGAGCGGAUGCAUUGCGACUCUGGGCUGCAAGCAGCGAUUAUACACGAGAUGUCGCAGUGGGCCAGCCGAUUUUGAUGACUGUCAAUCAAGCUUUGCACAAAUAUCGCGUUACAUUCAAGUGGCUCCUUGGCGUAUUGUCACUCCCUUCGUGCCCGCCUGUCUUCGGAUCUUUGAAUGGAUUACGCGAGGAUAUUGCCGGUAUUCGAGACCAGAAGGCGGACGUAUCGAGCUUUAGCAAACAAGCAGAAAGACUUGCUUUCAACCGAUUGUCGCAGGUCAGCCAUGAAGUGCAUCAGCACUAUGAAAAAUAUGAGUUCCAUAAAGGACUCAGUGUAAUCAACAACUACAUUGCUAACGACCUCUCCGCCUUCUACUUCGAAACGCUCAAGGAUCGCAUUUACACCGGCCACAAGGCAGAUUGUCAAGAACUACAGAAAAUGCUUGGCCUCAUCUUUUACGAGCUCCUACACAUGAUCGGGCCCGUUUGCCCGCUUCUCGUGGAGGAAGUGUGGGAUCACACACCCCAAGCUUUGAGGGAAGGCAGUACACACCCUAGCCGCACCAUAUGGACGCCUCUACCACGCCCUACACCAGAGGAGGCCAAAUCACUGGACGAGACGCAACACCUGGUCAACAAAUUAAACACGUGCAUCAAAGGCGCGCUAGAGCGUCUACGCCUAGAUAAGAAACUAGGCUCCUCCCUCGAAAGCGAGGUGGUACUCUUCCUCAACAAGGAGAAGCCCAGCCCCAUUCCUGGACCAGCGCUGACCCCCGCGCAACUUGACGAGUUUGCAAGCUUGUUCGUGGUCAGCGGCUUCAAGGCGAUUGAAUACGCCAAAACCCAAGGACAAGAUGAGACGGAAGCGAAAUCUAUACUGAAGGAUGCCUAUCAACAUUGGUACGCGGAAGAGCGGCUCCUUACUGGGACUGUCGACAACGGACAUUUUGUAGCUGUGCAUAAAGCUACUGCAGAGAAGUGUCCGAGAUGUUGGCGAUUUGCUAGGGAGGCAGAGAAAGAGCUGUGUGGGAGGUGCGAGGACGUUGUUAAAGAGGAAGGUUUGGAGCCGUCAGAAUAG
This is a messenger RNA of Periconia digitata, 3497 nucleotides long. NCBI's taxonomy places the organism in Eukaryota, Fungi, Ascomycota, Dothideomycetes, Pleosporales, Periconiaceae. The record is from the annotation of a GenBank genome assembly.